AUAUAAAACACCAACAUAAAAAAACAAUCUGCUAUGUGUUUUUGAUCAAGAAAGAGAAAAAUUUUGAAGAUAUAUUUUUGAAAUCAGUAAGAACUAUUUUCGUAGAUAUUUCUAUGCUACAAAUCUUAUUGGAAAAAUAUAACACAUUUAAAAAACAUGAGAAGCUGUGAGGAACAGAAUUCAAUGCAUAAUAAAACAUACGACACUAUUUUUCACCAAGUGGGCUUAUGCUCUUGUGAAAACGCUGAUCACCAAACGCAGCAUUUCAUCAUUGCAACGAAUGCAUUGUGUGGGGUUAUACUACUGGUAAAUUUAGUUUUGAUAACGAUGAAUUGGAGAUGCUGGAAGUUAAGAAAAAAGCCAAGCAUCAAGUGUUUUAUGAAUUUGCAAGUUUCGCAUAUAUUACUGGCUGCAUAUGUUAUCUCCUCCAAUCAUUAUCAUCAGGAAUUUGAAACUUCAUUCAGCAACGCAAUUUUACUGCAAACCUUCUUGAGUCUAAUCAUUACCACUAUAGAUAGAUAUAUCGCUAUUAGAUAUCCAUUCAAAUACCGAACAUUGCGUACAAAGCAGAUUGUUGCUAUUCUUCUGCUGUCUUGGAGCUUAUCAAUUUUAUUCUUUUGUGUUGCCAUUAAUGUUAACGUAACGCUUAAACAUCUCACGGUUACAUCUACCAUUUUAAUAAGCGUAUCAAUUCUGGUGUUAAUGGGCUCAAACAUCGUCAUAUUCUUUAUCGCUCGAAAGCAUGAAAAAAUAAUAAUCAACACUGAGUUAUACGGUAAAAACAUUAAACGGAAAACUUCUGUUGUGAGUUCGAAAUCAGCAAAUAUCUGCUUUGCUUUGGUUGCAUCAUUUAUGCUACUGUGGCUUCCCUAUUUAAUACACAACAUUUUAAGCUUAAAAGGCACGUAUAUUCCAGAUGACUGCAAAAGCCUAACGCAAUGGGUGGAAGCACUUGGACUUUCUAAUUCUAUGAUUGAUCCUAUUUUUUUCGUUCUGUUUAGAAGGGAUGUAAAAAAUGCUUUUCAUAAUAAACUAUGUUGCUUUCGCAGAAAGAAAAGCUUGGCUACGUCCAUAUAUAACGUUCCCAGAUGAAUAUGUGUAUGUAAUGUGUAUGUAUGUAUGUAUGUAUGUAUGUAUGUAUGUAUGUAUGUAUGUAUGUAUGUAUGUAUGUAUGUAUGUAUGUAUGUAUGUAUGUAUGUAUGUAUGUAUGUAUGUAUGUAUGUAUGUAUGUAUGUAUGUAUGUAUGUAUGUAUGUAUGUAUGUAUGUAUGUAUGUAUGUAUGUAUGUAUGGUGCAGGAUGUGUUAAUUAGUUUUUUUUUACUACAGUAUGCGAUUAAUCAUAAAUACCUUACUAAAUCUUCAUUUUUCUUUAACUUUUAAAUUAAGAAAACGCAACCGUUAUAUUAAAAAUAACAGUAAUGCAUUGAUUUUAAACAUCAUGUAAUGUUGAGAUUUUGUUUUAAACUAGUCGGUGGCCCGCGGAAAAAUCUACGGGUUCGCCUGUUCUUUUUAUACCGCAUUGGGGUAUGGGUAUUAUAAGAUAAGUAAGUUGACAC
Hydractinia symbiolongicarpus is the source of this 1556-nucleotide messenger RNA. RefSeq names its product type-2 angiotensin II receptor-like. Bases 157 to 1092 code for a protein of 311 amino acids. The transcript has a single exon. Gene Ontology annotation, molecular function: G protein-coupled receptor activity. Lineage: Eukaryota; Metazoa; Cnidaria; Hydrozoa; Anthoathecata; Hydractiniidae. Gene Ontology annotation, cellular component: membrane. Gene Ontology annotation, biological process: G protein-coupled receptor signaling pathway. The record is from RefSeq and is a predicted model, not a curated record.